Molecule: messenger RNA, 3432 nt
Organism: Gallus gallus (chicken)
Lineage: Eukaryota; Metazoa; Chordata; Aves; Galliformes; Phasianidae
Gene: ITPRIP6B
Product: inositol 1,4,5-trisphosphate receptor-interacting protein-like 1
Exons: 2
Coding region: 1420-2928 (502 amino acids)
Cellular component (GO): membrane
Source: RefSeq, a predicted model, not a curated record
CCCAGUAAUCACCGUUUCUAACACAGAGGGCUGUUCACUGCUGAGUGGUUUCAGAGCCGUUUGGUGGUGCCUGAGUGUAAGAUUUGGAUGAAGAUUUCUGGUUAGUUCAGCGGUGGGCCUUCUUGGGUCACCCAGAGGAGGGCUUCUCCCCUGGGUGACCCUCAGCUGGAGAAAAUGGGCAUGUUGAGGCUAGGGAGAGGGCCUAGGGGGCAAAGCUGCACAGCAGGGUGGUUGUGAGGAUCUCAUACGGUCACUUCUCACAGGCACUUAGGCUAGAUUUGUCACCGGGCCUCAGCAUCCACUGCUGUUCAUGGCUGCUUCUGCUGGCACUGCUCUGGUCCAUGCUCCCGUACCACAAAUGGGAAAGCUGCUCCUGUAUUUAGUCUCUUGUCCACACAGAGACACUAGGUGGGACAAAAGGCCUUAUGGGCAGCCUGUUAGCAUGAGGUGUGCUCAUCCAGAUCAUCAAUAAAAAGGGCUGGCCCCAGUACUGACCCCUGAGGAACACAGCUAGCGACUGAUGGCCAGCUGGAUUUAAGUCUCCUCUCCUCUCCUCGCCACCUCUCUCUGGGCCCAGCUGUCCAGCCAGUUUUUUACCCAGUGAAUAGUACAACCAUCCAAGCCAUAGACUGUCAGCUUCUCCAGGGGAAGAGGGCGGGGUCUAGGGGGAUGAAGUCUAGGUAGACAGCAUCCACAGCCUUUCCCCCAUCCACUAGGUGAGUCACCUGGUUGUAGGAGUCAAGGUUGGACAAACAGGAACAUGAAUUCAUGUUGGCUAGGCCGGAUCACCUGGUUGUCUUCAAUAUGCCAUGUGAUCACACUCAGGACAAUCUGCUCCAGGACCUUCCCCAAUACCAAAGUCAGGCUGACAGGUGUGAAGUUCCUCAUGAAGUUCCUGGUGGCUACCAGCAUUUCUACAUAUGCCACAGGAGUCCAGUCUUUUGACUUGCCUGGGCCACAUGGAGUGAAGAGGAACUGUCUUGGGCCACACAGAAAAUACACAGUUAACGUAGAUCAGCUACAAAACUUAUUUUAUAUAUGCAUAUCUUUUAUUAAAAGGUAAAAAACAGCAACAAAAACGUAAAACUAGCGGUAUAUGUAGCUUUAUUUAGUGAGCCUCAUGCAUCAGCUUCUGGUUCAACAGCAGUGGCUGUAGUUCUUAGUGAGUUCCCAAGGGGUUUGGCAGAGGUUGUACAAAAAGAGGUCACUCACUACCUGGGAGCUCAGUCCGGCCACGUGCCUCACAGCAGGGCCGAUGCCAGGGCCACGGCAGCCCAGGGCAGCUGAGAGGGGCUGUUCGAGGUGGGGCCGAAGGCUGGGGCUGGGGCGUUUGUGACAUCACGGUGCGUCACAAUGCGGGGCUGGUAUUGAGGCCAUCAGCAGGCAGCGGCUGCUCCACUUUGGCCUGGGCCAGCGAUCAUGGCUUUGGCGUUUGUCUUCUCGUUGUUGGCGCAGAGAGUGCCAUGUGUUGGUGAUUAUUUGGAUGAGGAAACCCUCAACCGCAUGCAGCAGCGUGAGGAGUAUCUGCAAGAGCAGAUGACAAAGCUGCUGCUGGAGAUAGAAGAGAUGGAAAGGGCGCAGGGCAGGAUGGGCUUGCAAGCCCUGCUCUUUGCUUUGUUGCCAUACUGGAAAACUGUGAGCGUUCUUUGUCUCUUCGUCUUUCUGUUUUGGUUCAUGUGGAAGAUCCACAAGAAGUUCCGGGGCGUUGAAGACGACAGUGAUGUGGAGAGCUCCAGCAGUGAGGAGCAGCAGCAGGAGCAGCAGGAGCUGGAGCAGCAGGAGCAACAGAUGCAGGUGGUGGAAGUGGAAGCAAAGGAUGAAUUUGUCUUUGCUGAAGAGUUCUGGCCAAUCCAUACCCAUCAAGAGGAUGGUGAACAGAUCCUCUCGCUGUUGCAUCACCUCAUUGAUAUCUGCCAACAUAUCGUGGCGGAUACUUUCUAUCCAGUGCCAGCACACACCACUGGGGUGGGCAGUGUCUAUGAAGGCUGGUGUCCCCUUGUAAAUGAGCCUGUCUUCUGCGUGGUUGUGUCCCUGUUGGCCCCCCGUGGGCACACUUUCCACCCGGAUCUGGGCGCCCCAGAGGAGCUGCCAGCGAGGAACUCCCGUGUCCGUGUAGAGCUGGAAUGCACGUGCGGGAGGGAGCAGGAGAUGCGCAUGCGAUGCUUCCUCCACGCCUCCGCGGCAGAGCUGAGAAAUCAGCAGUCCAACCUCCUGCACAGCCUCUGCACUGACUCCUACCUGGAUGUAGAGAAGACUGCUCACUGGUUCCAGAACCUGAUCAGAAAUGCCUGGAAAUGCACGCAUUUGUCAGCAAUGUGCAGCCUGAAUGUGACGCAGUCCAAGCGCUCCUGCAGGCUUCAGGUGACAGAUGUCUACAAGAAAAUCUUCUUAGUUGAGAUGCUGUUUGGCGUACAGCAAGAUGACACGGACAUCUUUCUGAGCAGCCAGGAGACAGAGGUCGGUACUACUCCCAGCACGACCUGGCCACAGAGCUGUGCUGUGGCAGAAGCGAAGUUCUUCCUACUUGUAGCCGCCCGUGCUGAGGAGAGGAAUUUCUACAUCAGAUAUAUGCAAGUGUGCGCCUAUAUCCUGGCGGGCCUCAACUUUUCAGUCUAUGAACUGAAGACAGUGCUCAUGCACCUCCUGACUGCCAUCCCUUUGGAAAGCUGGCAUGGGAGAUAUUUCCUGGAGCGGAUCGAUGACCUCUUGCGCUACCUGCGCUGCUGCGUGGAGGAGAAGCAUCUGGGCCACUUCUUCAUUGGAAAUGAAGACGUGCCUGCGGAGAUUAUCUUGCCGCAGGAUUUCCGAGAGUCCGAACCGCUCAACCUCUUCCAGCACCUGGAGGAUGCGGAAAGACAUGAGCAGGCACUGCAGGAGUUGGAGGAGCUGCAAGAUCGGCUCAUGAGCCUGCUGAUCUAUGGGAAGUGAGAGACAUCCACUUGUCCCACAGACGAGCACCCUGAACACGGAGAAGACACCGCUCCGUAGGCAGUGGGAAUUGCUCCUGGAUGUUUUCUCCACACUGGGGCAGCCGAUGAAGAGGGUGCUGCGUGAACACUUGAAACAGAGACUCUUCAAACCAGCUGGGCAGAGACCACCCAGCCUCUCCAAGAGCAUCUGUUUGCUCCGGGAGCAUUUUCCCCUAGGAAGACCGGCAAUGAAAGACUUGCUUGAAGAACCUGAUCUGAAGAAGUAGAGCACAAUGUACUUUGUGACGUGUGCUUAGAAAGAGCUGAUGCGAAAAAGCAGAAAUACCACCUGUUGAAGUCGCGUAUUUUAGAACUACAGUUGUUGAAUGAUGUGGUUAAUUCUCACUUCUCAAGCUCUAGUAGAAUUAUAUUCAUAUAUUAUCUAUAGUAUCAGAGACUAGAAAGUACGUUGUGAUCUGUUCUGUUCUUUUAAUAAUUUUAAUAAACAUAUUUAUUUUUAUAA